Podarcis raffonei (Aeolian wall lizard) is the source of this 3876-nucleotide messenger RNA. RefSeq names its product adaptor protein, phosphotyrosine interacting with PH domain and leucine zipper 1 (gene APPL1). The record is from RefSeq and is a predicted model, not a curated record. Gene Ontology annotation, molecular function: identical protein binding. Gene Ontology annotation, biological process: signaling. Gene Ontology annotation, cellular component: endosome membrane; cytoplasm. Lineage: Eukaryota; Metazoa; Chordata; Lepidosauria; Squamata; Lacertidae. The coding region runs from base 372 to 2498 and encodes 708 amino acids. The transcript is spliced from 22 exons.
GGCCAAGAGAAGAGCGAGCCUGUGGAUCCGGAUUAAUAAAUAAGAGGCCGCGCGCCUCCUCCUCCUGCUGCUUCUUCGGUUCGGAGUGGCCGCCUUCUCAGCCAAUGGGAAGCAGGCGGCGCGCGGUCCGUCGCGUCUGAGGGAGGAGGCGGCGGCAGCGGCGGCCUUUGCAGCCGCGGCCCGCUGCGUGGAAGUGCCGGGGCGGGAUUUCCUGAGCUUCUCUGUUGUGGCUGCUCAGGGAGGAGGGAAAGGGGAGGCGCCAGGCGGCAGGCAAGCGGCCGGGCGAGAGCGCGAGGGUGGAGACCCGUCAGCUGGGUGCGGCGUGAGGGGGCAGCUGGGCCGGUCCGGCCUGUGGAGAUCCGUCCGCCGACAUGCCUGGGAUAGACAAGCUGCCCAUCGAGGAGACGCUGGAGGACAGCCCCCAGACACGUUCCUUGCUGGGUGUAUUUGAAGAAGAUGCUGCAGCCAUUUCCAGAUACAUUAGCCAGCUGUAUCAAGCCAUGCACCGAAUUUAUGAUGCACAGAAUGAAUUAAGUGCAGCAACACAUUUGACUUCAAAGCUUCUAAAGGAAUAUGAGAAACAGCGCUUUCCCUUGGGAGGUGAUGAUGAAGUUAUGAAUUCUACUCUGCAGCAAUUUGCAAAAGUGAUAGAUGAGCUCAGUUCUUGUCAUGCAGUACUAUCAACUCAAUUAGCUGAUGCCAUGAUGUUUCCCAUUACCCAGUUCAAGGAAAGAGAUCUAAAAGAGAUUCUGACUUUGAAAGAAGUUUUUCAGAUCUCAAGCAAUGAUCAUGAUACUGCCAUCACCAGAUAUAGUCGACUGUCAAAAAAAAGAGAAAAUGAGAAGGUCAAGUAUGAGGUUACAGAAGAUGUAUAUACUUCCCGGAAGAAACAACAUCAGACCAUGAUGCAUUAUUUCUGUGCAUUAAAUACUCUGCAGUAUAAGAAGAAAAUUGCUAUGUUGGAACCCUUGUUAGGAUACAUGCAAGCUCAGAUAAGCUUCUUUAAGAUGGGCUCAGAAAAUCUUUCUGAACAACUGGAAGAAUUUUUAACAAAUAUUGGGACAAGUGUUCAGGAUGUUCGUAGGGAAAUGGACCAUGACGUAGAGACUAUGCAGCAGACUAUAGGAGACUUGGAGGCAGCCAGUGACCCAUUGUACCUGCCAGAUCCUGAUCCUACAAAAUUUCCUGUCCAGCGGCACCUUACUCGGAAAGCUGGUUAUCUUAAUGCAAGAAAUAAAACGGGGCUGGUGUCUUCCAGCUGGGACAGACAAUUUUACUUCACUCAGGGUGGAAACCUAAUGAGUCAGGCAAGAGGUGAUGUAGCUGGAGGACUUGUUAUGGAUAUAGACAACUGUUCAGUAAUGGCUGUGGAUUGUGAAGACAGAAGAUACUGCUUUCAGAUAACCUCUUUUGAUGGCAAAAAGUCUUCAAUUCUUCAGGCAGAGAGCAGAAAAGAUUAUGAAGAGUGGAUAUGUACAAUAAACAACAUCUCCAAACAGAUCUAUCUAAGUGAAAACCCAGAGGAAAUUGCUGCACGUGUAAAUCAGUCGGCUUUAGAAGCUGUUACCCCCUCUCCUUCCUUCCAGCAGAGACAUGAGAGUAUGAGACCAGCUGUACAGGCUCGUCCUCCCACGACUCGUACUAGCAGCACUGGGUCUUUGGGCUCUGAUUCAGCAUCUCUAUCAGCUCUUUCCUUGGACUCUCUUGUUGCACCCGACACUCCUAUACAAUUUGACAUUAUUUCUCCAGUAAGCGAAGAUCAACCUGGCCAAGCAAAAUCCUCAGGGCAGGGAGGCAGACGAACAAAUCCAUUUGGAGAAUCUGGAGGAAGCAAAUCAGAAACAGAAGAUUCUAUCCUACAUCAGUUAUUUAUUGUAAGAUUCCUUGGAUCCAUGGAGGUGAAGUCGGAUGAAAGUCCUGAUGUUGUUUAUGAAACAAUGCGCCAAAUACUAGCAGCUCGAGCCAUACACAACAUUUUCAGAAUGACAGAAUCACAUUUGUUGGUCACAUGUGAUUGUUUAAAGUUAAUUGACCCUCAGACGCAAGUUACAAGACUCAGGUUUCCGUUGCCAAAUGUAGUUCUGUAUGCCACACACCAGGAAAACAAACGGCUUUUUGGAUUUGUGCUUCGGACUUCAGCAGGGAGAGCAGACAGUAGACCAACUUCAGUCUGCUAUAUAUUUGAAUCAAAUAAUGAAGGGGAAAAGAUUUGUGAUUCUGUGGGACUUGCAAAACAGAUCGCAUUUCAUGCUGAAUUGGAUCGCAGAACAUCAGAAAAGCAGAAAGAAAUGGAUAGAGUGAAAGAGAAACAACAAAAAGAACUCAGUAAACAGAAACAAAUAGAAAAGGAUUUGGAAGAGCAAAGCCGGCUAAUAGCUGCUUCUAGUAGAUCCAACCAGAGCACUGGGGAGGGACAAUUUGUAGUCCUUAGCAGUAGUCAGUCAGAAGACAGUGAUUUGGGAGAAGAUGGAAAGAAGAAACGAGAAUCUGAAGCAUGAAGUGACUCUGGUGUGCAAGUCUUCGGACCUGUUAUCUGACAUGGAAAGUCGGAGAAACAAAGGUGGUGGGUUUGCUUUAUUAGAUGAAACUCCAUUGUGCUUUGAUUUUUCUUAAACAGCCAGCUUAAUGUGAAUAUGGACUUUCUUCCAUAUCAUAAGGUACCAUGGUGAAACUUAGCAGAAGUAUACAUGGCUAUAUAUGGAUCUUUUUUUCUUCUUCACUUGCCUUGCUGUGCAGAUAAUUUCAUGAGGAAAAAAUUGGUAUAAGGUAAGCAUAAUAGACAAAAGCUUUCGUGUUCACUUUCAACCUGCAUUGGAUAACCAUUUAGUGUGUUGUGGCAAAAACAGAGUCCUUUGACUCUUUUAAAGAUUUAACAAAUUUAAUAUUAUGAAGUGGAGUGGAGUCUGCGAAGGGCUCUGCUAUAAUAAAUUUGUUAGUCCUUAUUUUUUCAAAGUUCAUUUUGAUUCCCAAAGAUUACUGAGAACAGAAACAGAGUGCUUGCUUGGAGUUUAAACAUGUCUGAAAAUGAAUUGCCAGCAGAGAAAAGUUCAGGAAAACUGGUAAUGCUGCAAUGCUAUUUUUACUUGAGAAUGUACUUGGUGGUACUGCCCUUGGCUAUUCUGCAUUAUACUUCAGAGCACUUUGGUGUGGAGGGUGUCAGAGACAUUAAAGCACAUAUUAGAAGUUAGGCUGCAAUUGCAGUAUGUGUUUUGGUAAUGUACGAAUACGUUUUGUAACAAAUACAAAUAGAUGAGAAGAACAAUUUGUAUGGAGACAUUGCCAACUAUUAUUUCAGAUAAAACUGAUUCUGUGAUCCAUGCCCAUAUUUGCACAAUUUCUCUAAAUACCAUUUAGCAAGACUUACUGAACAAUUCCACAUACAGCAUAAGUGCAUUUACAGUAAAUCUGCUGAAUCACUGAGGAAAAUUAUGCUGACCCUCUUCUUCUUGAUCCUUUUUAAUUGCAAGUGCAUGACAAGUUUAGUUAUAUCAAACAUGCAUUGGCCUUUUCCUCCAGCAAAGUAAUACUAUCAAUACAAAACAGUGCAUCUGUUUUUACAAUAGUCAGAUCCUUUAGUUUAUGCAAAAAGAACAGUUGGUCCUACCUGAAGAGCAGACUUGAUAGGUUGCUGAUGACUUGAAUGAGUUGGGUAUUAUCUUAUCAUGUGACGAAGGCAGGAGGGCAAAGAACCCUGGGAGGCAGGUGCAGUCAUUCUUCAGUUUUAUAUGAUUCACCGAACUCCAACAGGCAUUGAACUUACAGUAGGAAUGAAAAUUCUCUACAUAUGCCUGCCUCUCUCCUGGCUCAAUAUGUAAACUUGCCUGCCUCUCUCCUGGCUCAAUAUGUAAACUUUAAAUAAACAUAUGUUGAAAACAA